Microstroma glucosiphilum is the source of this 1892-nucleotide messenger RNA. Its product is annotated as PALP-domain-containing protein. Gene Ontology annotation, biological process: regulation of DNA-templated transcription. The coding region runs from base 95 to 1819 and encodes 574 amino acids. Gene Ontology annotation, molecular function: DNA-binding transcription factor activity; cysteine synthase activity. The record is from RefSeq and is a predicted model, not a curated record. The transcript has 2 exons. Lineage: Eukaryota; Fungi; Basidiomycota; Exobasidiomycetes; Microstromatales; Microstromataceae. Gene Ontology annotation, cellular component: cytoplasm.
CGCCGUUCCUUCCUGACCAUAGACGACCUCGAGAUCACUUGCUUCCCCUUUACGGCUCCGGCGAUAUUGUAUCAGCUCGCUCCCCCCAAAAGUCAUGUCAACUCAGUCAGUGACCUCAUCGUCAGAGGUGACACGACCUACGCGCCUCCUCGCCGGCCUCCUCUUCGGCGCACUCGCAGCCUCCAGCGGCAUCUAUCUCACCAAACAACGGCGUAGAGGAGCCCGCAACACUUCGGCUUCACGUCGCCCCAGAAACAAGCGCACUACUACGCCCAAAGAAGACCACGAUCAUGACAAUGUCGAUCAGACGUCAGAAGCUGGGCCUAGCGCUCCUUCCAAGGCCACCAUUCACCGGCCAGGCGUGGUGAGGGGAGUACAAGGACUCAUUGGCAACACGCCCUUGAUGAGAAUUGAGAGCCUCAGCAAAUUGACUGGCUGCGAGAUUCUGGUGAGUAGCACAGUAGAUCAUAUCAGAGAAUUUGCAGACUCACAUCACAACGCCUCUCAUGACACCUACCUCCCCGCCCACUCGCAGGGCAAAUGCGAAUUCCUCAACCCCGCAGGUUCGCCCAAGGAUCGAGUAGCCCUGCAGAUCCUCCUCGAUGCCGAAGCCGAUUCCCUCAUCUCUCCCCACGUGGGUGACUGUGUAUUCGAAGGCACCGUCGGCAGCACAGGCAUCUCCCUCGCCACCCUCUGUCGCGCAAAGGGCUACCGAUGCUCCAUUGUCCUUCCAGACGAUGUCGCAGCUGAAAAGAGUCAGUUGCUGGAAAAGCUAGGAGCUCAGGUGAAAAAGGUCAGGCCGAGAGGUAUCGUUGACAAGAGGCACUUUGUCAAUGAGGCAAGAGCUCUUGCAGCUGCCUUUGGCGGCGCAGAAGAUGAGGAGGUCCAGACGCAGCUGGUCGAUGAUGACGCCUCGGCCCUCUUCGUCCAGCAAAGGGCAUCGUCGACGGGAGGCGACUUCCGACGCCGGCCAAGAGGCUUCUUUGCCGACCAAUUUGAGACGUCUUCCAACUUCAAGGCUCACUACAAUGGGACAGGACCAGAGAUAUGGGCACAAUGUGGCGCCGCAAGUCUAGAUGAGGUGGGCGUGGGUGACCAGACUCACUAUCCUCAAUUGGACAUCUUCGUGGCCGGUGCUGGCACAGGAGGAACUCUCAGCGGCGUCGCUGCCGCUCUGAGGGAUAGGGAAGCAGCACUGCGCCGCAAGAGCAAGAACAGAGAGGAUGCUGCGGGAGUAUUCGCUGUGACGUCCUCUCUUUGGCGAAAACUUUCAUCGUGGACCCACGCCAGCCCAGCUCCCAACACAAUCCAAUCAACCCCUCCACCAAUACGCAUCGUGCUAGCAGAUCCCCAAGGCUCCGGCCUCUUUAACAAGGUCAAACACGGCGUCCUCUACUCCUCCACUGAAGCCGAAGGGACCCGCCGUCGUCACCAAGUGGAUACCAUCGUCGAAGGCAUCGGCAUGAACCGCGUCACCAAGAACCUCUCCUUUGGGAUUGAGAUGGUUGACGACGCUGUUAGUGUCAAGGACGAAGAGGCGGUGAGGAUGAGUCGUUGGUUGAGCGUUAGAGAUGGACUUUUUGUGGGGAGCAGUAGCGCGGUGAAUGUUGUAGCGGCGGUGAGAAGUGCUGUUAAGAUGAGGGAGCAGUGGAAGGCGCUGGGCAAAGAGGGCAGACCAACCGUCGUUACCAUCUUGUGCGAUUCUGGAGUGCGGCAUCUCUCAAAGUUCCACAAUGACGGAGUACUGGCCAAGGACUAUGGCAUCCAAUUGCCGCAAGACAGCAUGGAUAUUGACAUCAGUGACUUGCUGCAGGGCUGAAGCGUACCCUGAUCUGAGCGCACUUCAAGAAGAGCUGGGAACAUCCUUCGGACGUUUGCGAAACACACCUGUA